CACAGUUCCAUUUAGACGCGGAUGGAAUGUUUGACGUUCCUGGUUAGAAAACCGGUUAGCAAAGUAUUCAAAACACAGACAAACACAGUGUUUGAAACAGAAACACGACCCGUCUGCCUCUGUUUCCUGAAGCUGCUAGCUAGACCAUGGAUGUCAGUCAAGAAGACUUGAGCAAACUGAGCAUCAACAACUCCUCUGAUGAUAUUGAAUUAGAUAAUUCUUAUCAGGAAGACUUUUACUCAUCUGCUGAUGAAGACCAUGCUGAUGAAGAUGAUGUUUCAGAUAAAAUCCCAGAAUCAAUGCUCAAAUAUUUUGAAGCCUCCGAGAACAGAGCAAGUCAGUUUGAAAAGCUCAUCCUUGAGAACAAUGAAGAUGAUGAUUCCGGAGCGGCUGAGGUGUAUUCCAUCAUUUCAAGUCAUUCUGAAGACCUUUUAAUGGAACUGGCCUCUGACUUAGGCCUACACGAGGACCCAGUGAAGUUAAAAGAACAAGUCAUGUUCGAGAUGGAGGAUGAGAAGUUGAACACUAUCCCUAACAAGGCCUGCCCUCACACUGUAUCUGACAGUGACAUUACAGACAGAGUGCCACACAACAGUGAGGAUGAUAUUGAAUGUGAUGCAUAUUUAAGGUCUGAAAAGCAACUCAGUUUGGAACUGAAAACUUUGGAGCGUAAGUUGAAAGAGGAGGAUGAGAGGAGAAUUGUGGAAUACGAGGUGGAGCGAAAGAAGGAGCAGAAUGAGCAGAGAGAAAAGGAGGAGUGGAGGAAACGCAGACAGAGAGACUUUGAAGAGGAGCUGAGGCAGAUAGAAGAGGGCAAUAGGCAUCGCCCUACAGGCAUGGAGGAGAUGAGAGAAAGAGAGGCAGAAGAGAAGCUUCAACAAGAGUUGCUCAAACAGCAGGAGCUGAUCAGCAGCCUCCAGAGACAGAUGGAGGAGGAGAGGAGGGCCUUUGAGAAGGUGCAGGAGGAAAAGAGGAGGAAGACCCACCAGUCUCGAUGCAGGGCGGCCAUCACUAUCCAGGCUGCCCUCAGAGGCGUCCUGGCACGCCGGUGGACCAGGGCCGAGCUCCACCGCAAAAGAGAGGAACAAAGGAGGUGUGAGGAGGAGAGGAGCAGGAGGGAGGAGAGGUGGAGGAGGGAACAGGAGGAGCAGCGGCUGAAGCAGGAAAAGGAAAACAGAAGGAGAGAGUUGGAGGAGCAAGCGCUGAAGAGGAGGAGCUUAGAGUAUGAGAGAGCCAAAGAAGAGGAUCGAGUCCGUAUGGAGAGAGAGAGACAGGAUGAGGAGGAGAGGAGAAAGAGGGAGGAGGAGGAGAACAGAAAGGAGGGAGAGAGAAGAAAAAUGGAGGAGAAGAGAAAGAAGCAUGAAGAAGAGGAGAAGAGAAAGAAAGAAGAGGAGAAGAGAAAGAAAGAAGAGGAGAAGAGAAAGAAAGAAGAGGAGAAGAGAAGGAAAGAAGAGGAGAAGAGAAAGAAGAAGAGGAGAGAGAAGGAGGAGCAGAUUAGGAAGGAGAAAGAUAAGCAAGAAAGGGAGGAGGAGCGGAGAAAAAGACAGGAGGAUGAGGAGGAGGAAAAGGAGAAUGAAAGGAAAAGCAAGGAGGAGGAAGAGAUUAGGAUGAAAUCAGAUGAGAGGAAACCAAAGAGCCUGCAAAAGCUGGAGACAGGAAUAGUGAAGGAGGAAAGUCAAAACCUGAGUGAGGAAAAAGCCAGAGAGGAGAAAUCAGCCGCCACUGAAUGUUCCCCCACUGCCAGCUCUCCCCCCAUUGACCCCAGCGCCUCAGCCCCUCAGUCUGCCUUUGAGCGUAUGAGUGUAUCUCUACCAGAGCAGACGGAGCAGAGGAGACUGGCCUGGAUGAGGGACUGCACUUCCUGGUCCAAACUCUCCCUGCAGAACAAGAGGAAGCAGCAGCAGGGGGUCAGGACCCAGAUGAGGAGGGGGGCGAGGAGGGCCGCUGAGGGGAGCGGUUUACCCCUCUGCCCAGAAACACUCCUUCAGUCCGGGGCCUGGAACUCCCCUCAGGAGGUGACCACAGUUGUUCUGGAGGAUCUCCCUGGCUGUAGCCUCUCUACUUUGUCCCAAUGCCCCAGACUGCAGACCCUCACCAUGAGACGCUGUGGCCUUAAAUCCCUGGAGGGCCUCAGUCAAUGCACAGAGCUUCGCUACAUCGAUGUACAGGACAACUCAAUCACGUUUGUGGACUGUGAGAAUCUGGCUAACCUCCGAGUUCUUCGACUUGGCCGGAACCGUCUGACAUCCAUCCAUGGUCUGGCUGGUGCUGUGGAUCUGGACGUUCUGGAGCUCUCGCACAACUCCAUCACCCGCAUCGGUGGUCUGGAGCCAUUGAAGAGGCUGCAAAAGUUAUUGUUGGACCACAACCAGCUGAUCAGUACUAGAGGACUGAGAGAGGUGUACACGCUGCUACACCUGGACUUGUCUCACAACCAUCUGUCCAGUGCAGAGGGCCUGGACAACUGUGCGCUGCUCAACACACUGGACCUGACAGGAAACAAUCUCACUGAGCUACCCAGUCUGAGGAACCAGGUUCUCCUGGUGGAGCUCCAUCUGGAGGACAACAGCAUCUCCUCACUGGAGGGCCUGACAGCCUGCUGGCUCCCCCUGAUGCAGCUCCUCUCUGGGGCCCAAAACAGUAUAACCCAUCUGCCAUCACUGUGUCAUUUUGUGUCACUGGAGAAGCUGGACAUCAGAGACAACUGCCUCUCAGAGCUGCAGAACUUGUGUGAGAGUCUGCAGGGAUGUCCACUCCUUCGAGAGGUCCAUCUCACUGGGAAUCCCCUUCAGCAAGAGACCAUGUGGAGGUCCAGUCUGCAGAGGGCUGUGCCGGGUCUACAGGCCAUAGACGGGCAGCCUGUUGACUCCUCUCCAGCGCUCCCUGGUCCUGGUCUAGUCUUGGCCCUGCUGCCUCAGAACAGCUUUCUAGCCUUCUGUCAGGCACAGCUCCAGCAGCUCCACACACUGCAGCACAGCCACACAGCACAACUCAGCGGUGCUCUCCCUCCCCUGGAUGCUCUGAGGCUCUCCCUCCAGCUCCAUGAUGAAGCUGUACAGCUGGCUGAGGAGCACAGAUACGCUCACGAAUAUGGAGACACCAGCAUCACCGACAAACAAGAUGACAGUCACAGGAGUGACACCGCCAGGGUUAGCAGGAUCCCUGCCGAAAAGUCUGACGUAGAGGGUAUGGACAGACAUGGUGGUGUCACGAGUGUCAUGAACAGGAAGCAACCUGAAAAUAAGUCCUGUGGAAACACAAACACCUGGCCACAUGUGGUUCCCCUCAUCAGCCCAGCCAAUGACAACAGUGAAAACCAGCCUCAGCCCCCAGCAUACAGAUCAUUCAGCAGUCUAGGGACUGUGUCCAAUAGGCCCGAGUUGAAGCCAGCAACGCCAGCUAGCUACACCAGUUCCAGCUCUACCUUCUCCGAGGAAAAAACGUCCCGUGCCACUGCCAAGCCCAGCAGUUCACCCUUCCCCAAAGCUCACAUCGAGCUGGACCUCAAAAACAUGGCAGCUGUAGUGAUCCAGCGCCACUGGAGAGGACACAGAGGACGUCAGAGGAUCCAGCUGCAUCCACCUCCAGGAGAGGGGCAAGGAGGAAGAGAGAGGGGAAGAGUAGACACAGGACCCGGCCAUACUGGGUCAGAGCACAGCCGUUUGGAACCAGAUUAUGCUGCAACUGCCAUCCAGGCGGUUUGGAGAGGCUUCACUCUGAGGAGGAGGCUGGCUGCUGCUCUGGCCCAGGCUCGGGGCUUCAACCCCGCGGAUCACGAGGCCUUCGAGGUGGUGAACGUGGAUGAAUUUGUCUUUGAUGAGAUGGCACUAGAGAGAGACUGGAUGAUGACUUCGCUGCUGUCUGACGAUUCACCUCCCAAAACCCUCCUUCAUUCUCCUCCAUUCCCAGACCAGCUGCUUGGUCCAAAGCGUCCUCUGAAUCUUCCAGAUGCCAACCAGCAGACCAGCUCACCUGUUCUUCUGUGGAACCCCAAGCAGGCCUGGAUGGGUGGGGAGAGAGCAGAGCCUGCUGAGCAUAGAGUUUCCCUUGACAGUAUCAGCAGAACUAAAUCUCCUGUCUCUGCGUCAGGGCUCAGUGGUCUUUCUGAGAGUUCUCCUGCUUCUGUGUCAGGGCUCGAUGGGCUUUCUGAGAGAUCAGAGAAGAUUCUGGAGGAGUGGGGGUUCAGAGACAGCCACACUGCUCUGAUGAUGCUGAAGAGAGCUCAGAAGAUGAAGUCUAAGAAGCAGAGGCAGAGAAAACUAUUGGACCCAACUGUACGCCUGGCCCUUUUCAGGAACCAUAGCAACCAGCAUGCCCCUAUGGAAGCACCAAAGAAGCCCUCUCCAGAGAGGAGAGACUACAUUAAAGCUCACCAGGCAGAACUAGCCCUGGAGGGAACAGGCAGAUUGGACCAAACGCGGUUAAACCAGCAAGCACCAGGGAGGGUGGACCAAAUACUGUUGAACCAGGACGCAACAGAGAGAGUGGACCAAACACUGGUGAACCAGGAACUCACUUACCAGUGGCUCCACACCCAGCCUGUGCACUCUGACAGCAGACGCCCUGAGAGUGAUGGUUUCCUCCCAGAGAUUGACCCAGACAUACUGAAAGGAGGCAGAGUGCAGCUCGUGGCUGUAGCAGGGUACAGAGAAGGUCCAGACCAGGCCCCAAUGUCGCGGGCCAGCGGAACGUCAACCUCCCCGCCUCGCAAAGAACACAAUCAAGCUCGGAGAAACUUUAUGGAGCAACUAAACAAAGAAGCACCUUCUCCCCAAAGAGUGACCUCUGCCUCAUCUAAAAAGGAGCGCAUGUCUUUCCGGGAUAACCCUGUCCAGAUGAGUGGUGGCUGGGUAGGGGGCAAAAAAAGGGACAAACUGCACAAGUAACAAGACAUGUGUUAAUUACCAAGAAACUGGUUUAGCUUUAUUCACUGUAUGUCCAAAACAGUAAGCAUGACAACCAUUAUUCUGUUCACAGUGACUUUUUGACAGUCCCAUACAGUAUAUGCAUUAUGUUGACAUUUCAUUCUGAUGUGCAACGUUUUACUUUCCUCCCCCCAAAAGUUUUGAUUGUCAUUAAUCUCCUAUGCUAAAAUUCCUUGCAGCUGCCUUUUCGCUCUCAGAUCGGGCUCGGCCUCUGUGGGUCUUCUGAAAAUGAAUUAAAAGCAAUGGGAGAAGCCCAGCCCAAAUAUCUGCUGGCGUUUUCAUGCUGGUCAUUAUGCAUGGAUAUCACUGCCUUAAUGCGACCUCGGCCAACACCGGAACGCAUGGAGCCAAGUCCCAAAACACUCAACAAAUCACACGCUUAAUAUGCUGACAAUGGUUGGAAAUAAGAAACAGAACAUUUCUAUUCUAAUUGUUAGGAUGUUUGUAUUUUGAUUUCAUUUAGAUUUAUUUUACAAGCUUUCCAGACCGGUCUCUGCUGCUGUGGUAUUUGGUAAAAGAAAAUAUAGAACUUAGAAUUGGGCCCCGUGUGGCUGAGUUGGUAGAGCAUGGCACUUGCAACACCAGGGUUGUGGGUUUGAUUCCCACGGAGGACCAGUAUGAAAAUUGAUGAACUCACUACUGUAAGUCGCUCUGGAUAAGAGCAGCUACUAAAAUGUACGUGCAGAAGGUGUUUUAUCUUAGAUGUUGCAUAUCUAAGAAAAAAUGUUUUUUUCUUUUUUUUUUCUUGCUUAAUUAAGUUGAUGAAGUGGCACUUUUACUCAGCUGUUAAUAAUCAAGGUAAAUACAUUUGGGAUUCUAAAAUAAUGAUUAAAUUCAAGUUUCUUUUUUGAUUUUACUAUCAUAGACACUGAGUGUUCAAAUCAUUAGGAACACCUGACAUAGGUGAAUCCAGGUGAAAGCUUUGAUCCCUUAUUGAAUUUUUUUAAUCCUCCCUUCACUUUCAUAUUUCUCUCCCUGGUCUCUGGUUGUGUUUUGACUGUAUUCAGCCCAUCAGGAAUUUAGUCUACAGACAGGACCAGUGCUGUAUCAUGACUAGUGCCAGUUGUGCUGGUGGUGGUCCUGCCCGGCCCAUUAGGACUGUUAUGGUUUGUCACUUGUUAAAUCCACUUCAAUCAGUGUAUAUGAAAGGGAGGAGUCAGGUUAAAGAAGGAGUUUUAAGCCUUGAGACAAUUGAGACAUGGAUUGUGUAUGUGUGUCAUUCAGAGGCUGAAUGGGUAAGACAAAAGAUUGAAGUGCCUUUGAACGGGGGGUAUGGUAGUAGGUGCCAGGCGCACCGGUGUGUGUCAAGAACUGCAACAAUGAUGGGUUUUUCACACUCAACAGUGUCCCGUGUGUAUCAUGAAUGGUCCACCACCCAAAGGAUAUCCAGCCAACUUGACACAACUGUGGGAAGCAUUGGAGUCAAAAUGUGCCAGCAUCACUGUGGAACGCUUUCGACACCUUGUAGAGUCCAUGCCCUGACGAGUUGAGGCUGUUCUGAGGGCAAAUGGGAAGGUGUUCCUAAUAUUUCGUACACUCAGUGUAAAUACAGCACACAGUAGAGUCUCCCGAUUUGAACUAAAUCUGGAGUUGCGGAUAUCUAGAGAUGUUGCCAGACAGCCUGUCAGAGCAGGCGCAGCUUUGAGUAAAGCGCAAACAUUGGUGUUACAAUUGUGUUUUACAUUUUUUAUUACCAGCUGCAUCCCCACACUACAAGGGUUCUUGUUCUGUGUAUUUGAAUUUGGAUUUCAGAUUCCAUCCAACCACAAACACUGCCUUACCAAAGCGGCUAACCCUGGGGUUGAAGGUUCAUCGCUUGUCUGUUGCAUGUAAAUGAUCUGUUAAUGAAUGUGAAAACAAAUAGUUGGAGCUGGAGAGGAGAGUGGCUCCCUGGCAGGAAAUGCUUGUCCCUCUAUUUAUUUAAUCCUCCCUUCACUUUCAUAUUUCUCUCCCUGGUCUCUGGUUGUGUUUUGACUGUAUUCAGCCCAUCAGGAAUUUAGUCUACAGACAGGACCAGUGCUGUAUCAUGACUAGUGCCAGUUGUGCUGGUGGUGGUCCUGCCCGGCCCCUUAGGACUGUUAUGGUUUGAAACCCAAGAGCACUGUUCUCCUUCAGGGGGAGAUUGAACUCCUGUCCCCCUCGGGAGAAGCCUGGGGCUUUUACCUGGUGAUUAUUUUCUCUUUUGGCCCAUAGCAUGGUGUUAUCAGCCAAUAUUUGGAAUGGUGAGGGUUCUAUUGUUUACUCUGCCCACCAAACACUGUCUUCCCAUAUGUUAGUUGUUGUUUUGCUUAAAUUAACAUGAACAUCGACUAAUAUAUCAAUACAUUUUCAGGCCACACAUUUGAAGGACUUUUCAUAAUGCUCAGGGUGUACUCACCUAAAUACCCUUACGUGUGUUGCUAGGAUUGGGUGUGUCUGUCCCAGUUGGUUUAUCUCCCAUUAUUAUCUUUCACAGGACGUUGUUCAAUUCUGACUGUAUGCUGUCUUUCAUUAUAAAGUAGUGAAGGAAUUCACUCCUCAACGCCAUGCUGCACACAAUGUCUUCAGGUCCUAUAUCCGUUUGUUUGCCUAAUAGAUUUCAUUAUACGUAAUCACCCCAAGCUCACAUUUGUGGUAAAAUAAGUGUGUCAUAUAUUAGUCAUUUAGACAAGAACAUUAGAGGGUUGAGAGAGAGAAGAGAUCAUGAUGUGAGUCUGUCUGUUCCAGAUAUGUAGGUUGACGUUUAUUGUUAUGAGUCUUAUCCUGGAGGCAGAACUGAGAGAUUUCCUCUUAAUUAGGCCAGCUGCAAAGUCAAAAUUGUCUAUAUUGUAAAAAUUUAUUAAAACAAAAAUGUGCUUUUUGGUCUUAAUUUAAGGUUUAGGUUAGGCAAUAGAGUUAGCAGUGUGGUUAAGGUUAGAGUUAGGUUUAAAAUCAGAUUUUAUGACUUUGUGGCUGUGCCAGCUAGUGUGCAGGGCAGCCUCCAGAACAAGAUUCAUGAUGAAAAAUGCUUGUAUAACAGAUGACAAACUGUUGUUAUCUUGUUCUCUAGUCUAUCUAAGCCUAUGACUGUAUGAGUGGACAAAACCAUCGAUCACGUGACACCAUUAAUUCCUAUAUGAAGACUCAAUAGCGCACUGGUACAAUGAUUGUCUUCGGUCAUGAACUCCCGUGGUGUCAAUGAGAGGGGGCAGUCGUUCUCCACAUAAAGCAGCUUCUGGCUUUAUGUGGCUUUGCACCACAGUGGCGGUUCAAAACAGUCUGGGACGAUAGAUACAAAUUUCAUACAACCAUUGUACAUCCCCCCCAAAAUUCUAAAGCAAUAAGGCUGAUGCAACAGAUCAGAACGUUUAGCCUAAAAUGUUGAUUAAACUAUUAUUUCUUCACAUUAUAAGUGCAGCAAUGCGCACUUAUUAGAACAUGUGAGAAUGCUGGUUUCAAUGGCAUAAGGAAUUGUUUAUAAAAUAAUUCCCUCAACAUGUCUAUGGUCUGAUUUUGGCUAGGCUACUAGGACAUGAGAGGCUGUAAACACAUAUCACCUAGGCUACACUGUGAGAUGUAGGCUAAUUAUUUAUUACAGGUAACUGACACAAUAAAGGAAACCCCAACAUAAAGUGUCUUAAUAGGGUGUUGGGCACCACGAGCCAGAACAGCUUUACUGCACAUAGAUGCUACAAGUGUCUGGAACUCUAUUGGAGGGAUGUAACACCAUGAGAUGUUUUGUUGAUGGUAGUGGAAACCGCUCUCAGGCUCCACUCCAGAGUCUCCCAUAUGUGUUCAAUUGAGUUGAGAUCUGGUGACUAAGACACACACACCCUAUGAUCCUUUGAGACCCCUCUAUCUAAAUCACUUCUAGCCGUGGUAAUCUAAAUAAUGGGCAACUGGGCAUUUUUAUGCAUGACCCUAAGCAUGAUGGGAUGUUAAUUGCUUAAUUAACUCAGGAACCACACCUGUGUGGAUGCACCACCUUUCAAUAUACUUAAUAUAACUAAUUUACUCAAGUGUUUCCUUUAUUCAGUUACAUGUACAUUUAUGCUAAAUAGAUUAGAAUAUUAUUUCAAUGUUGGCCUUUUUAGGGGCACAUGUUUGAAUGUGAAUUUCUGGCUCAGUUGACAGCCCUAUUGUUCUGUUUGUUGUACUCCUAUUAGCCUUGUAAAUCAUUGUGAUUGACCUGUCCUAGAGUAGACCCAUGCUGGCAUAUCAAAACAUAAAAAUAAACAAAGUAUUUAAUUUGG
This is a messenger RNA of Salvelinus fontinalis (brook trout), 9136 nucleotides long. It is a transcript of the gene lrriq1, whose product is annotated as leucine-rich repeats and IQ motif containing 1. The record is from RefSeq and is a predicted model, not a curated record. Bases 147 to 4886 code for a protein of 1579 amino acids. Gene Ontology annotation, molecular function: protein binding. The transcript is spliced from 27 exons. NCBI's taxonomy places the organism in Eukaryota, Metazoa, Chordata, Actinopteri, Salmoniformes, Salmonidae.